This is a messenger RNA of Cuscuta epithymum, 1738 nucleotides long. The record is from the annotation of a GenBank genome assembly. NCBI's taxonomy places the organism in Eukaryota, Viridiplantae, Streptophyta, Magnoliopsida, Solanales, Convolvulaceae.
GCAAAUUUAAAUUCAGAUACAAUAGCAUACCACCAAAUUUAAAUUUAUUUCCUACCAUAUGCUUUAUGGUUACUUUCAGUUGGAUUGUUUCAAUUUUGAACAAUUUUAACGUGUUGUGAUCGGCUUUUUCAAUUCGAUCAUUUUUCAAAUCCAAACCCACCAAGCAACACUGUGCUUGUUAGUUGGUAUAGGGACGUGAUAAUUUCAUGAGGGUAAGAGUACGUUUUUAUUUUUUAUAGCGUAGGGACGUGAUAAUUUCCCUUUAUUUUUCGCAGCUAACACUGUCGUUUUUGUUCAUAGCUUCCAUCGUGCUCCUUGAUUUCAUCCUUCAGACAGCGAAACUGAAGAGAUCGAUCUGCCUCCAGCGCAAAAGCACUCCCUUCUCCGUCGAAGAUUAAUUUAGUGUAGAGCGCGCUUGAGGCGUUGAAUAGGAGUUGCUAAUUCCGGAAUUUAAAAUUGAGUACCUCUGGAGCUACGAAUUGAGAGAUUUCGUGAGUCUUAAAAAUAUGGCUUGUAAAGGGUUCUUGGAGUGCUUGCUGAAACUCUUUAACUUCUUAUUGACCCUUGUGGGUCUUGCCAUGGUUGGAUAUGGUAUCUACCUAUUCGUGGAAUACAAACACAAUUCCUCAUCUGGUGAUGAAUAUCCCUACCCACCCUCAAAUGAUGACAUAGUACAGCUAGGCCGACCUAUGCUCAUGGCAAUCUCACUGGGUAGCAACAUACUUGAUAACCUUCCAAAAGCCUGGUUUAUCUAUUUGUUUAUUGGGAUCGGAGUGGCUGUUUUUGUGAUAUCUUGCUGUGGUUGUAUCGCAGCUGCAACAAGGAAUGGAUGCUGCCUGACUUGUUAUUCAGUAUUGAUCAUCUUGCUGAUCUUGAUAGAACUUGGAGGUGCUGCGUUUAUUUUCUUCGAUAAAAGUUGGAAGAAGGAAAUUCCCAUUGACCGAACAGGCAACUUCGAUACGAUAUAUGGAUUCUUAGAGGAUCACUGGGACAUUGUUAAAUGGGUUGCACUUGGGGCAGUUGUUUUGGAGGCGUUUAUAUUCUUGUUAGCCCUUGUGGUAAGGGCAGCAAACGCACCAGCAGACUAUGAUAGUGAUGAUGAGUAUGUUGGUCCCAGAAGACAGCUCCAUCAGCCACUAAUCAACAACAUGCCACCAACUCAACCUUCAAGUGUGCCUGCUGCUGGUACCCUUGAUUCACGACCAAGUCGUAGUGAUGCUUGGAGUGCACGCAUGCGAGAAAAGUAUGGGCUUGAUACUACGGAGUUCACAUACAAUCCAUCUGAUCCAAACCGCUACCAGCAAACUACCGCACAACCAGUAGCGGAAAAAGGUGGCUGCACCAUAAUGUAAAAAUAAAAGUUGUGUUUGGAGAUGGCUUUGAUCUUGUGAUGAUAGUUUGCACAGAUCAGAAAUUUUAGGCUCCAUGAUGUGACUGCUGUUUUCCUCUGAACCUGUAUGGAGAAUUCAAGAUUUUUCUUCUCCUUGAUUAAAAUACAUGUAUUCUGAGGUGCUUGUUUGGAACUUUGGAAGUGUUCGAAUAUGUUUGAUCACUUUGAUGUUUCUUCUUGCUCCGUUUUUUUGUUUCCCAUAUUUUCAUAUUUUUUGAAGUCUGGAACAAGGAAAUGUGAUCGGUUAUGUUGUUUUUAAUUUUAUAUUAUGAAAAAAUAGAACUUUGGGAAUAAUUAGAAACUUGGAGUUUGACUGUAUGAUCUAUCAAACAAAACUUUUUCUUAAAC